Molecule: messenger RNA, 495 nt
Organism: Giardia duodenalis
Lineage: Eukaryota; Fornicata; Diplomonadida; Hexamitidae
Exons: 1
Coding region: 1-495 (164 amino acids)
Source: RefSeq, a predicted model, not a curated record
AUGCCUGAGUCUGCACCCCUUCGGAUCACUAGGGAUGUGUGCUUAAUUCUGUCAAUGGUCUGUGGUGCCGAUGUGCAGCACACGCUCAAGCUAGAUCUGCACGAGGUUCUAUCGAAUUUCUACCUAAUCAGUAAGUGCUCUGAUGAGGACUUGAAAACCAUCGCAGUUUAUGCAUGUACUUUGUUACUACGGCUUCAGAAGAUCUCUAGGCAUGUUACAGUGCGCAAUGUAAAGAAGCUUUUCAUCGUCAGCCUCAUGUUUGCGUGCAAUAUGCUCUCGGAUCUAGAGCUACCUUUCUCUGUGUGGCCAGCGUUCUCCCGCUGUCUUGAUGAGUCUAGUACCGUAAGAGAAAUGUGUGUUUGGUAUCUGAAAAGCAUCCAUUGGAAUUUGCACGUCAGGAGCGAUCUAUACAACUCCAUGCUGGGCUUGGUAUCACUACAGCCCGAGGCAGAGCCUCUCACAACCCCUCGGAUAAUAGACUCUACUAAUAAUUGA